Carassius auratus (goldfish) is the source of this 5996-nucleotide messenger RNA. RefSeq names its product protein unc-13 homolog A. Gene Ontology annotation, molecular function: syntaxin-1 binding; calmodulin binding; calcium ion binding. Lineage: Eukaryota; Metazoa; Chordata; Actinopteri; Cypriniformes; Cyprinidae. The record is from RefSeq and is a predicted model, not a curated record. The transcript has 42 exons. Gene Ontology annotation, cellular component: neuromuscular junction; synaptic vesicle membrane; presynaptic active zone cytoplasmic component. The coding region runs from base 194 to 5722 and encodes 1842 amino acids. Gene Ontology annotation, biological process: dense core granule priming; presynaptic dense core vesicle exocytosis; synaptic transmission, glutamatergic.
CCGUCUGCGUCUCCUCGGCGUGACGUCACGGUGCGAGCUGUUCCCGCGCCGCUGGUGCUGAAGGAAUGUGAAGAUUUUCUGUGAGAUCGGAGUUUAUUGCUGAGAAGCUGCGGUUAUGGCUUUGUGUUGAAUCCAGUCACAGCACGUUAACGGACUGUCCCGUUCCCGCGGAGGUGUGACGCGACGCGACGCGAUGUCUCUGCUCUGCGUCGGUGUGAAGAAGGGCAAAUAUGAUGGACCCCAGGAGAAAUUCAACACAUAUGUGACUCUGAAGGUUCAGAAUGUGAAGAGUACGACCAUCGCUGUACGCGGAAGCCAACCCAGCUGGGAGCAAGACUUCAUGUUUGAGAUAAAUCGUCUGGAUCUGGGCCUGACGGUGGAGGUGUGGAAUAAAGGACUGAUCUGGGACACCAUGGUCGGCUACGUUUGGAUUCCACUGCGGAGUAUACGCCAAUCUAACGAGGAAGGACCAGGCGAGUGGCUGACUCUAGAUUCUCAAGUUAUAAUGGCAGAUAAUGAAAUCUGUGGCACCAAAGAUCCAACCUUUCAUCGUUUGCUUCUGGACACACGCUUCGAACUGCCACUGGACAUCCCAGAAGAAGAGGCACAAUACUGGGCCAAAAAACUGGAGCAGCUCAAUGCCAUGCGAGACCAGGAUGAUUCAUAUCAGGAGGUUCAGGAGAGGCCACUGUCUGUCCCAGGAACACAGUGCUGUAACUGGUGGGGCGACCAGCAGAACAAUGAUCCAGACAGUGCGAUGGAUGACCGAGACAGUGAUUACCGCAGUGAGACCAGUAACAGCAUCCCACCGUCGUUCUUCACCGCAUCUCAACCCAACGCCUCGGUCCACCAGUAUCCCAUGAGCCACCAGCACCACAGUCCCAGCGCCCCAAACAACCACUGCGACCCGGUCUACGAUCACCAGACAGGCAUCAGCCCGACCGGGAGCUACGCAUCCUCAGCCGAGCUCAGUCACUGCAGUUCUCAACUGAGCGAAGAGUACGGCGAGCGAGAACUUUACGACGAGAACGACUCGUACCACUCCUGCCACUCGUCCGUGUCCUACAGCAAGGGCUCGCCGGACUGGGACGAGAUGCAGGGCACGUACAGCGAUGAAUGCGUCUACAGUAAAGAGGAAGGAGGAGAAGAAGGUGCUCUUUAUGAGGAAGAAGAUGCUGACCUGUAUCCAGAGGAGGUGGACAUGUUCGAGGGCGAGGAGGACUUCAACUACGUCAAUGAAGAAUUGGGACCGGUUGACGAGGACCAAGAGCUUUUGUUCACUCCAACUGCUCCAACGCUGGACGUCCCAUCAGCCACCAGACCUCCUCUGGAGAAACAGACCUCUCUUCACCAACAGUCUCAAAACGCCAGCCAACCUCAAGUCCAACAGUCCAAUCAGACUCAACCCAAACCCCCAAACCAACAAGUUCCCACCCCCCAAAAACAGCAGUCCUCAGGCCCACUCACUUCGGUUCAGUCCUUCUUCGCCAUGGCUAAGCCAUUGACUGCUGUGUUUGGUUUGGGUGGAUCUACUCCUUCUCCACCAACAACACAAUCCCAACCUCCACCAACACAAUCCCAACCUCCACCAACUCAAUCCCAACCUCCACCAACUCAAUCCCAACCUCCACCAACACAAUCCCAGCCUCAGAUGGCUCCACCUCCUGCUCCUGCCACCCAACAGAUGCCUCCACCAUCAAACAAAUCCCCUGAGCUUCCCACUCCUGCCCCAACAUCCAAUUCCAAACCUGCACUAGAACCUAAACCUCCAUCCCCAACCGAGGAGAAACCGUCAACGGUAGAGCCACCAAUGGAGGAGGAACCUCCACUUCAAGAAGAUGGCUUUCACGUGGAAGAACCUCCAGAUGAGGAAAUAAAGAUUGAGAGUCCACCUCCAUCUCCUCCUUUUGAAGAGGAGGAACCAGUACCUGAACCUGAGAGUGAACCUGUGAAUGAGGAGCCGAAAGAGCCGGUGGAUCCGGCGGUCAGAGCUAAAGAGAACUGGUUACGACUCUUUGAGAAAGUCCGACAGCAGUUACAGGAGGCACGAGGAGAGACAGACUCUCAGUCGCUGUGGUUUGGUAAAGGAGGGAUGGGUGGAGCGCUGUAUAGCAUCGACAGCAUGCCUGAUCUGAGGAAGAGGAAGACCAUUCCUCUGGUCCGAGAUCUGGCUAUGUCUCUAGUGCAGAACUCUCGUAAGGCUGGCAUCACGUCUGCUAUGGCCUGUAGCACACUCAACAAUGAGGAGCUGAAGAGUCACGUGUAUAAGAAGACGCUGCAGGCUCUGAUCUACCCCAUCUCCUGCACCACGCCGCACAACUUCGAGGUGUGGACGGCCACGACACCCACCUACUGCUACGAGUGCGAGGGUCUGCUGUGGGGCAUCGCGCGUCAGGGCAUGCGCUGCUCCGAGUGCGGCGUCAAGUGCCACGAUAAGUGCCAGGACCUGCUCAACGCCGACUGCCUGCAGAGAGCUGCUGAGAAGAGCUCGAAGCACGGCGCUGAAGACCGAACGCAGAACAUCAUCAUGGUUCUGAAGGACCGCAUGAAGAUCCGCGAGCGCAACAAACCCGAGAUCUUCGAGCUGAUCCAGGAAGUGUUCGACAUCCCCAAGGCGAGCCACGGGACGCAGAUGAAACAAAUCAAGCAGAGCGUUCUGGACGGGACGUCGAAGUGGUCGGCCAAAAUCAGCAUCACAUUGGAUUGUGCUCAGGGUCUGCAGGCGAAGGAUAAGACUGGUUCGAGUGACCCAUACGUCACGGUUCAGGUGGGCAAAACCAAGAAGAGAACCAAGACCAUCUACGGCAAUCUCAAUCCCAUCUGGGACGAGAGCUUUCACUUUGAGUGUCAUAACUCUUCCGACCGGAUAAAGGUGCGCGUCUGGGACGAGGACGAUGAUAUCAAGUCUCGUGUGAAGCAGCGGUUCAAGCGGGAAUCCGAUGACUUCCUGGGACAGACCAUCAUUGAAGUGCGAACGCUGAGUGGAGAAAUGGACGUCUGGUACAACCUCGAUAAGCGCACGGAUAAGUCGGCCGUGUCCGGAGCGAUCCGCAUGCACAUCAGUGUGGAGAUCAAGGGAGAGGAGACCGUGUCUCCGUACCACGUUCAGUACACCUGCCUGCAUGAGCACAUCUUCAACCACACAACAGAGAAGCAGAACAGUGGCGUGGUGAAGAUCCCAGAUGCUAAAGGCGAUGAUGCCUGGAAAGUGUACUUCGAUGAGACGGCGCAGGAGAUCGUGGAUGAGUUUGCCAUGAGAUACGGAGUGGAAUCGAUCUAUCAGGCCAUGACGCAUUUCGCGUGUCUGUCAUCGAAGUACAUGUGUCCCGGUGUUCCUGCGGUCAUGAGCACACUGCUGGCCAACAUCAACGCUUACUACGCCCACACCACACAGUCCACCAACAACGUCUCUGCCUCCGACCGCUUCGCUGCAUCCAACUUUGGGAAAGAGCGGUUUGUGAAACUGUUGGAUCAACUGCACAACUCUCUGAGGAUAGACCUCUCUAUGUACAGGAAUAAUUUUCCAGCCAGCAGUCCGGAGAGGCUGCAGGAUCUGAAGUCCACUGUAGAUCUUCUGACCAGCAUCACUUUCUUCAGGAUGAAGGUGCAGGAGCUGCAGAGUCCACCGAGAGCGAGUCAAGUUGUUAAAGACUGUGUGAAAGCGUGUCUCAACUCAACAUACGAGUACAUCUUUAAUAACUGCCAUGAGCUCUACAGCCGGGAAUACCAGAAUGACCCAUCGAAGACGGUUCCUCCUGAAGAACAGGGACCGAGUGUCAAGAACCUGGACUUCUGGUCCAAACUCAUCACCCUCAUCGUUUCCAUCAUAGAGGAGGACAAGAACUCGUACACGCUCUGCUUGAACCAGUUUCCUCAGGAGCUGAACGUGGGAAAGAUCAGUGCGGAGGUGAUGUGGAACAUGUUUGCUCAGGACAUGAUGUAUGCGAUGGAAGAACACGAGAAACAGCGACUGUGUAAGAGCGCUGAUUACAUGAACCUGCACUUCAAGGUGAAGUGGCUCUACAACGAAUACUGCAAGGAUCUGCCGUGUUUCCAGGACCGUGUGCCAGAGUAUCCAGCCUGGUUUGAGCCCUUCGUGAUCCUGUGGCUGGAUGAGAAUGAGGAAGUGUCUAGAGAUUUCCUGCACGGCGCUCUGCUCCGGGACACAAAGGACGGGUUCCAGCAGACGUCGGAGCACGCGCUCUUCUCCUGUUCGGUGGUGGACGUCUUCUCCCAGCUCAACCAGAGCUUCGAGAUCAUCAGGAAGCUGGAGUGUCCUGAUCCGCAGAUCGUUGGGAAUUACAUGAAGAGGUUUGCUAAGACCAUUGGAAAUGUUCUUCUGUCUUACGCCGACAUCAUUGCCAAGGAUUUUCCCAAUCACUGCAACAAGGAGAAAGUGCCUUGCAUCAUUAUUAAUAAUAUCCAGCAGCUGCGAGUCCAGCUGGAGAAGAUGUUUGAGGCCAUGGGAGGGAAAGACUUAAAUGUGGACGCCAGUGACUUUCUGAAGGAUCUUCAAGUCAAGCUGAACAAUGUUCUGGAUGAUCUCAGCCGGAUCUUUGCCGUGAGCUUCCAGCCGCACAUCGAGGAGAGCGUGAGGCAGAUGGGAGAUAUUCUCAGUCAGGUGAAAGGAGUAAACGUUCCUGCUAACGGUAACGGCAGCUUAGCACAAGACGCAGACUACGUCCUGCAACCCAUCAUGGACUUCCUGGACAGCAAUCUGACUCUGUUCGCUAAGAUCUGUGAGAAGACGGUUCUGAAGCGAGUGCUGAAGGAGCUGUGGAAGCUGGUGAUGAACACCAUGGAGAAGACCAUCAUCCUGCCUCCGCUGACCGACCAGACGGGCACACAGCUCAUCUUUAAUGCUGCUAAAGAGUUGGGUCAGCUCUCCAAACUGAAGGAGCACAUGGUGCGAGAGGAGGCCAAAGCGCUGAGCCCUAAACAGUGUGCAGUCAUCGAGCUCGCACUGGACACUAUUAAGCAAUACUUCCACGCUGGUGGUGUGGGUCUGAAGAAGACGUUUCUGGAGAAGAGUCCUGAUCUUCAGUCUCUGCGCUAUGCUCUGUCUCUCUACACGCAGGCCACAGAUAAACUCAUCCGGAAGUUCAUCCAGUCGCAGCACACUCAGGUUCUGGGUGGUAAAGGCGUGCGAUACACUCACAGUGAAGACGUCUAUCCAGAGAAAGCCUCAGGCGUGGAUGACGCGGUGGGUGAGGUUUGUAUGACUGUGGAGAUCUCCAGCGAGCCGAACACAGGAGGACACAAGAUCACAGUUAAAGUUGUGGCAGCCAAUGAGCUUCGCUGGCAGACGCAGGGAAUAUUCCGGCCCUUCGUGGAGGUUUACAUCAUCGGGCCGCACCUCAGCGACAAGAAGAGGAAGUUUGCCACCAAAUCCAAGAACAACAGCUGGUCUCCGAAGUUCGACGAAUCCUUCCAGUUUGUGCUGGGCGCUGAGCUGGGUCCCGAGGGUUACGAGCUGCAGGUGUGUGUGAAGGAUUACUGUUUCGCUCGAGAGGACCGGACCGUGGGGAUGACUCUGCUUCAGAUGAAGGAGCUGACGUCCAGAAGCAGCGCCACCUGCUGGCUCCCGCUCGGCAGACGCAUCCACAUGGACGAGACGGGGCUCACCGUGCUCCGCAUCCUCUCGCAGCGAUCCAACGACGAGGUGGCCAAAGAGUUCGUCAAGCUGAAGUCAGACCAGCGCUCGGCCGAGGAGGGCAGCUGAAGCCCCCAGACUCAGAGUAAACCAAGAUCAGACACUCACAUCUGCACAGACCGAAAACAGAAACCCCGAAUCUACCCCAGAGACUUAAACUGGUUUUGUGCUGCAGGGACAGAUAUUUCUCGACCCUGUUUACUUCCAUUACAGAUCAUGAGUUUGAGUCAAAUCAUACACAGUUAAUUUUUUAAUAAUCGGUGUUGUUUUUCAUGAUUUCUAUUGUUUGUUUUUUUAAUGUCAUUUUAUUUCAGUUUCAUUCUAACUUGAAACCAAAAGAAUU